This is a messenger RNA of Staurois parvus, 771 nucleotides long. The record is from the annotation of a GenBank genome assembly. Lineage: Eukaryota; Metazoa; Chordata; Amphibia; Anura; Ranidae.
AUGACAGCUGAAGUUUAUGUUGGAACCUGGAGGCCCCACAGACCCCGAGGGCCAAUUGCAGCUCUGUACAACAGCCCAGGACCUAAAUAUGCUCUGCCAGGGAACACAGGUUACAACCAGCAUGAUCCUAGUAAAUACAGAGCACCUUCAUAUAGCUUUGGCAUUCGUCGCUUCAAGUUUGUUGAUGAUUGCUCCCCAGGACCAGGGUAUCUGGUGCCAGCCAAUAUCACCAUGAGGGGCAAAGAUGGCACACCAGCAUAUUCACUCUAUGGAAGACCCAAGGAUCUAAAUACUUUCACAACUCCAGGACCAGGUAAAUACUCUCCUGAGCAUGCUGGGAAAUCUGCUUAUCGGUCAGCUCCAAUAUAUUCACUAGGGGCAAGAACAAAGACCUUUAGCAAUGACCAAACACCUGGUCCAGCAGCAUAUACGCUUCCUUCUGUGCUUGGGCCAAACCUUGUUAACAAAUCGUCUGCACCAAACUACUCUAUGACUGGACGAAACAAGAUCGGAAGCUUCCAUGAAGAUCUGCAGAAAACACCAGGACCUGGAACCUACCGCGUUAUUGAACCAUCAACAUAUAAAUAUAAACCUCCACAGUACAGUAUGACUGUUAGAAACUCCCUGCCUGGGGACACCACACAAAAACCGGGUCCAGGAGCCUAUAGUCCUGAAAGGGUAGUCUUGUCUCGACGUCAAGCCCCUCAGUUUUCCUUUGGAAUCAGACAUUCUGAGUAUGUUGCUCCAUUGAUUGUGGAUGUAGUACACUAA